AUGUUAGGUGUUCAUAGUUUUCGGCAGACAAGUCGAUAUUUCAUUUUGAAUGCAACACGAUCAAGCUUCUCGACAGUACGACAGGCAAAGCAGACGGAAAGUAAUCCAACGAAUGUCGAUCAGUUGAAUACCACAGCAAGAAAAAUCGGUGAUUAUGAAGCAAUACCUUCGAACGACCUCUUAGAAGCGAAACGAACCAUCAGAGACGAAAAGAAUGAUCCAGCACUAGUCGUUACAAGUACGGAAAAGUUCGUUACUGGUUUUUCUCCAUUACAACCCACUUCAUCAUUGACACCGACCGGUCAUGGACUUUUUCAAGAUGCUAAAGCAUUUAACACAUCGAUUUCACCAGGUACACCAGUUGUUCCGAGUAAAACACCCAUAAUCGAGGAAGACUCACCAAAAAAAGACGAUCAAAUUCCAUCCUCUGGCUUUUCGGCGUUCCUUCGAGGUAUUAGUUCCGGUUUACCUUUAUUUCCCUCGAGAAAGAACCGCUCGUCUCCUGUUAAUAUUACAACAACGCGUGAAUAUUUUCUACCAUUAACACGUCCUUCAAUCAUUCGUUUACUUGCGACUGAUUCUCAGUUCAUCGACGAUGAAGAAGAUCGAACUUUAUUUCAUGAACUUUGUCAAGGUUUCGACAGUGCUGUUGUUCAGCAUUAUUACCCCAUUCUGAACGAAUUAAAACAUCUCUUCAAUCCAUUGAAUCCCGAUGAUGAAACACUCGACAAUCGUCGAAUAUCCUAUCGCGAUCGUUUAGAUAACGAAUAUUGGCUGUUACAAAAAAUUAAUGAUCUACUCCAUCGUGCGAACUUCACUGAACUUCCACGUCAAGUAUUUUUAGAUAAAUUUCUCCUUCAUCAAGAUUCUGUGCUAUCGUCGAACCUGAAUGUGAAAAUCGAUGGACACGAUUAUGAUGUUUUAAAAUAUUGGAUACUCGGGCGAGAACAUAUGCCAAUCGAAAUGAAAUCUUGGUGGAAAAGACUUUUUCGCAUAGGUCAUUCAGCCACUUCAAGAGAUUAUUUCAAACGUGUUGUUAUUGCUAUACGCUUGAAAGGACACGAUCGAUUAUACAUCAAAGCAUUUCGAGAUAUUCCACUAGCAAAUCUAACCCAAUUGUUACCAACGGGAAAGUUACAAAUCGGAAAUUUCGAGCAACAAUUGGUACGCUUGACUAUUCUUCUUGGUGCUAGUACCACUGUCACACAUUUACUGACAAAAAUGGCGGAUUAUCAUGUACCAGGAUUGAUUCUGAGCGGCAGUAGUUUGACGUUGUUGCUUGGACUUUGGUCAGUCAGUAGUUUUUAUCGAUCGAAGAUCAAUUAUCUAGCGACGAUGAAUCGAAUGUUAUUUUAUAAAAAUAUUGCGUCAAAUAAACAACUAUUAGCGAUGAUUGUCGAUCGUGCGGAGGAUGAACUGAGCAAAGAAAUUUUACUUGUUUAUAUGUUUAUACUACAAAAACAGCAGAAAAAUACUGACUUAACCAAGAAAAAUCUUGAAUUAGAAAUUGAAAAUUGGGUUCGAUUAAAAUCAAAUGCACACAUCACAUUUAACAGUACUCAAGCGAUUGAAUUCCUUCGUAAAAUCGGUAUUCUUUUACCAGAUGACAUUUCACGCCCCAAUCAUUUACAAGUUCUGCCGCUUAAACAAGUUGUUCGUGUUCUUCCCAAAGCAUCGCGAACACUGAGUGAGAAAACUGAAGAGUGGGAUUUAGUUGAAGGUUAUGACAAGAAAUAUUUCGAAUUGGAUUGGAAAACCGUAUUGAAUGAAGAGAAACUGCUUAACAAGGGCGGAUGGCAGUGA
Adineta ricciae is the source of this 1803-nucleotide messenger RNA. The record is from the annotation of a GenBank genome assembly. Lineage: Eukaryota; Metazoa; Rotifera; Eurotatoria; Adinetida; Adinetidae.